GUAUUGUAUUCAUGUGGAAGUUUACGUGUCUGUUUCAGCAAGGAGCUCUGUCUUAGCUUCUAAAUACGUAUAUAUAAUAUCUCUCAAUGAUUACUCAAACAUUCGCUGCUCUAGGUAGGUGUUUGGUGAUUUAAGUCUUUCCACAAAAGAUUUCACUGCUGUGUCUAAAGUCGAAAAUGUUUAAGUUACUGUUUCUUCUAUGCAUUGUCGUGAAUAAUUUUCAAGUAAAUGAAGCAAGUAGAUGUCCAUCUGGUUGGACUUAUCUUCGUCAAUCUUGCUACUACUUCAGUACAACCAAAACAACUGGAAGCAAAGCCAUUCUUGAAUGUCAACGCAUGGGAGGAUAUCUUGCUUUUCCAAAGAACUUGGUUGAGAAUAACGCCAUUUACAGUGCUGCCAAAAGAAAAAAUCUGCAAAAUCCAUUUAUUGGUUUGUUUCGUAAUAAAGACGACAAGAAAUUUUAUACAAUGCAACAUGUCCUGCCUACAUUUAUCAAUUGGGCUUCCGAUGAACCUAAUAAUCUUGGAAACAAAGAGAAUUGCGUCCAUUUUUAUCCAAAAGGCAAAUGGAAUGAUGUCCCAUGCUAUUUUUCCUACCACUACAUUUGUCAAAGUAAACCAACAUCUUUGAAGUGUCAUUGUACGUGCGAAUGAUUUUUUAUCUCGACGAAGAAGGAACAGGAAAGGACAGUUUAAUGGUGGACGUUGGCUUAGAAGAUACUUUACUUAUGAUACAUUAUCAAGCAGGCACUAUUUUGAUUUCACUAGUUUACAUAUUGUAAAUAUUUUCAGUCGAGCCAGCCAAUAAAUAAUGCAUUAAAAUUA
Molecule: messenger RNA, 824 nt
Organism: Xenia sp. Carnegie-2017
Lineage: Eukaryota; Metazoa; Cnidaria; Anthozoa; Malacalcyonacea; Xeniidae
Product: hepatic lectin-like
Exons: 2
Coding region: 177-653 (158 amino acids)
Source: RefSeq, a predicted model, not a curated record